Papilio machaon (common yellow swallowtail) is the source of this 1853-nucleotide messenger RNA. It is a transcript of the gene Slu7, whose product is annotated as pre-mRNA-splicing factor Slu7. NCBI's taxonomy places the organism in Eukaryota, Metazoa, Arthropoda, Insecta, Lepidoptera, Papilionidae. The record is from RefSeq and is a predicted model, not a curated record. The coding region runs from base 115 to 1830 and encodes 571 amino acids. The transcript is spliced from 12 exons. Gene Ontology annotation, molecular function: pre-mRNA 3'-splice site binding. Gene Ontology annotation, biological process: mRNA splicing, via spliceosome. Gene Ontology annotation, cellular component: spliceosomal complex.
AUAUUAGUAAAUAUAAUAUGAAUUUGUAAUUUUUGUGUAAACUGUAACAUUAAAAUCUAUUAAUCAAAGUUUGUAAGUUUAGUUAAUAAGGGUUAAGGAAAGGUUGUUUUAAAGAUGACAACAAAUGUGCGCGCUUCUGUGUCGCAGAUAUUGCGAAACAAAGAUGAAGGUGGUGAUGAUGAGGAAGAACCAAAGAAAAAAUCUAGAGAGGACUGGAGAAAAGCUAAGGAGUUGGAAGAAGCGCGUAAGGCUGGAACUGCGCCAGCGGCGGUCGACGAAACAGGCAAGGAUAUAAAUCCGCACAUUCCUCAGUACAUUUCGUCUGCGCCAUGGUAUUAUGGCACAGCGGGCCCCACACUCAAGCACCAGCGGCCACAAGCCGACCGGGAGGGACAAUUCACUAAACUUGACACAUACUACAAUAAAGGAGUUGAUGCUACAAAAGUAGCAACAAAAUUUAGGAAAGGAGCUUGUGAAAAUUGCGGAGCAUUGACACAUAAGAAGAAAGAUUGUCUUGAUCGUCCCCGUAAGAUUGGUGCAAAAUUCACUAAUGCAGCGAUAGCACCAGAUGAGUUUAAUCAACCUAACCUGAACUUGAGCUAUGACGGCAAGCGGGACAGGUGGAAUGGCUAUGAUCCUGAACAACAUAAAGCUAUCAUUGAGGAGUACCAGAAAGUUGAGGAAGCUAAGAGGGAAUUGAGGGCUAAGAAACUUGAACAGGAUCCAACAGCAACCGAGGGUGAUGACAAGGAGGAAGAGGAUGAAGACAAGUACGUGGAUGAGGUGGACAUGCCCGGUACAAAGGUGGACUCCAAACAACGUAUUACAGUCAGGAACUUACGUAUCAGAGAAGACACGGCCAAAUACCUGAGAAAUUUGGAUCCGAAUUCAGCAUACUACGAUCCUAAGACUCGUUCAAUGAGGGACAAUCCAAAUCCAAGUGCUACCGAGUGCGAGUACGCGGGGGAGAACUUUGUGCGGUUCACGGGAGACACGCGGGCGCACGGCGCGGCGCAGCUGUUCGCGUGGGAGGCGCACGCCCGCGGCCUGGACGUGCACCUGCUGGCCGAGCCCACCAAGCUGCAGCUGCUGCAGCGGCAGUACGACGAGCGCAAGCAGCUGCUCAAGACGCAGGUGAAAGAGUCCGUGCUGGAGAGGUACGGCGGGGCGGAGCACCUGCAGGCGCCGCCGCGCGAGCUGCUGCUGGCGCAGAGCGAGGUCUUCACGCGCUACAACCGCGACGGCACCCUCGUGCAGGGGCCAGAGAAGCAGCUCGCCAAGAGCCAGUACGAGGAGGAUGUGCUGGUCAACAACCACACGACGGUGUGGGGCUCGUACUGGCGCGACGGUCGCUGGGGCUACAAGUGUUGCCAUUCCUUCAUCAAGAUGUCGUACUGUGUGGGCGAGGCGGGCAAGUCUGUGGUACUCGACGUGCCCUCACACAACAACGAGCUCGUAGAUAACAAAGAUAAAGAAAAAUCCGAAAAAUCAUCAUCGGAAUCCAGCGCAAGUAGCAGUAGUUCAUCUGAAUCUGAAAACGACACCAGAUCUAAGACGGAGAAGACGAGUAAGAAGAAGAAAAACAAAAAGAAGGCCAAGAAGAAAAAGAAGAAGGACCAGAAGAAGGAAAAGAAAUCAGUCGAUAAACUGAAGAAGGCCCUGGAGGAGGAGGAGAGAAAUCAGAAGCGCGCGGAGCACCUGCUGUCGGUGGACGAGCGCAAGCGGCCCUACAACAGCAUGUACGAAGUGCAGGCGCCCACCGACGACCAGAUGGAGGCCUACCUCAUGAAGCGCAAGCGAGAAGAGGACCCUAUGUCGCAGUUUUUGUAAAACAAUAACAAUAAAAGAGAUUG